Molecule: messenger RNA, 4294 nt
Organism: Dendroctonus ponderosae (mountain pine beetle)
Lineage: Eukaryota; Metazoa; Arthropoda; Insecta; Coleoptera; Curculionidae
Product: ATP-binding cassette sub-family C member 4
Exons: 15
Coding region: 426-4265 (1279 amino acids)
Biological process (GO): transmembrane transport
Cellular component (GO): membrane
Molecular function (GO): ABC-type transporter activity; ATP binding; ATP hydrolysis activity
Source: RefSeq, a predicted model, not a curated record
ACAUUGUUUUCGCUCAUCAAUGUUAAACAGUUUUAACAUGUAUGUAAAUGGUCGAUAAUUCGAAGCCAGUCGAGGUCUCUUAUCGGCUUGGAACCGCGCUAUCCAAUAUGCAUGAAAAAAUUAAUUAGACGCAUGUAAUUUCCCGAAAUUUGUCCACAUUUGAGCAUUUGCAGUUCCACGUUAAUUACCACGGCUAACACUGCAACGGAUUGGUCGGUUUUAUUGAGUUUUCCACGUCAAAGUGCAGUUUUAUGCGAAUUUUUGUUCAGGUGGUGGUACUCUCGAAACUGGUUUUCACCUUCGAGUUUAGGAUGCCAACUUAUCAGAUUAGUUGAUAAGAUUUAGGCAGAGCUUAUCUGCGAAAAAAACCAAGCGGUCCGACUUAGUGCAAAAAAUGCUGCGGUGCUGGAUGGAUUAGAGGAAAGAUGGACCAAGGCGAGAGGACAGUUAAGAAAGUGAACCCCAGGCAGAGUGCCUCGAUUGCUUCUAUCAUAUUUUUCUGCUUCACUGCGCCCAUCCUGCGGAUAGGCCGUAGGCGCGAUCUGCAAGAGAAGGAUGUCUAUCGGGUGCUGCCAAAGUUCGAGUCGGAAAAUCUGGGGAACCGACUGGAGAAAACAUGGAGCGACAGCAGGGAAAAGCAGCGAAAACAACCGGAACGAGAGGCGAACCAGAACGGCACCAAAGCGAAUCUCGCGACGAAGAAUCAGUUGGAAAUCAGCAACGUUUCAAUAGUUUCCUGCCUGGUCCGAACCUUCGGAUGGUACUAUUUUGGCCUGGGAGUGCUGCAAUUGGCAAUGAAAACCGCCGUGAUAUUACUGCAGCCUCGAGUCAUAUCGAAAUUCGUCGCCUAUUUCGAUCCAAGCCAGGAAAGCGUGUCCAGAUCCGAAGCCUACAAGUAUGCCGCCUUUGUGAUCCUCGUGAAUGUGAUCUCGUGCAUCUACAAUCACAACUAUCAGCAGCUGAUCAUGGAAUACUCGGUGGCAGUGCGAGCGUCUUUGUGCUCCCUCAUCUACCGCAAAGCUUUGAAGCUGAACUCGGUCGAUUUUUCCGAAAGCUCCUCCAUGGGGAAGGUGGUCACGUUAAUCACUAAGGACGUGCACUCGAUUGACGGAGCAAUGAUGUUCCUGAAUGAUAUGUGGAUUGGAGCGAUUCAGGUGGCCGUGAUCACUUUCAUGCUCUACCGGCGAAUUGGAGCUUCGGUUUUUGUGGGAAUUGGGUUCUUUUUGCUGGUGGUUCCCGUGCAAUCUUAUUGCGGUCGGAAGUUUUCCUUGACCAGACUGGUUGCUGCUAGGAAGGCGGAGGAGAGGAUCCAGCUGGUCAAAGAGGCGCUCAGCGCCAUACGAAUCAUCAAAAUGUACACUUGGGAGAAGUACUUUGAAAAACUCAUCACUCUGGCCAGAAUAAACGAGACUGAUAAACUGAAAAUUAUCUACUACCUGAAAGCCACCAUCCUGACUCUGGGUGGACUGACUAUGAAGGUGGCAUUUUUCUUGCUGAUUAUGACCUACACCUUGAUAGGACAAUCAGUAACGGCGGAAACCGUGUAUUUUACUCAGCAGUGCUUCUUUGUGCUGCGUUCCUGCAUUACCACGUCCAUUCCCAUGGGAAUCAACAAUUUGGCUGAACUGUGCGCUGCAAUGCGAAGAUUCAGACAAUACUUGAACACUCCGGAAUUCCGAGCCCGUAACAUCAAAGAUCUGCCAUCGAACAACCCCAGAGUGUUCCUGAAUAAAGUAUCAGUAAAAAUCCAAGAGAAAAAGGUCUUGAGGUCAGUUUCUCUCGAUGUUGAGUCCGGCCUGCUGAUAGUGACUGGAAACAUUGGCAGUGGCAAAAGUUCGCUGCUAAAAACCAUUCUUAACGAAUACGCCAUUAGUGCCGGUAAAAUUGGAGUGCGAGGCACAAUUUCCUACGCGCCCGAAGAACCUUGGCUGUUUCCUUCGACGAUUCGCCAGAACAUCCUCUUUGGACAACCGUACGAUGAGAAGCGAUAUCAGGAAGUUCUGCAGGUCUGUGCACUCACUUAUGACUUGAACCAAUUUGAGAAACUCGAUAACACCGUGGUGGGGGACAAAGGCAUUAAUCUGAGCAAAGGACAGCAGGCCAGAAUAUGUCUGGCUCGGGCGGUAUAUAAGGACAGCGAUAUUUACUUGCUGGAUGACUGUUUGUCUGCCUUGGAUGCACAUGUUAACAAUCACGUUUUCAAAGAAUGCGUCAGCGGAUUUCUGAGCAACAAGCUGGUGAUUUUGAUCAGCAACAAUGUGAAUAACAUCAGACAGGUCCCUACUGGCAACGUCCUUUUCAUGGAAAAUGGGGAAACGCUGGAUUUGGAUCAGCAGAAAAAGGCUUUGGAUAAGAGAAUUACUUAUUAUAUAGAUGAAGACAAUCCAUACAGUUACGAUGAUGAAGAUGACGACGAAGAUACCAACUCUGAAACUGACGAACUGCUGAAGAAAGAGGCAACCGAGCCCAGAAGAAACAUUUUCCACGAGGAAAACAAGCAAGGCUCGGUGCUGUGGAAGAACUACGUCACUUAUUACAAGUACACCGGUGGAAUAAUGGUGCUGAUUUUCACUGUUUUGCUGUUUGCGAUCUGCCAGUUCGCCUUGGCCUAUUCUGAGAAGCUUCUGAGCCAAUGGGUAAACACUGAAUCGGUCAUCGCCAACUUGGUCAAGCAGAAUGGCACGGAAUCUGGAAAAUUUGAUGCUGCAGUAGACAGAAGGGAGCACCUGCUCAGAUUCUACACAGCUUUUGUUUUAAUAGGCGCCCUGUUGACUCUGCUGCGCUCCUUUUCCAACUUCUACUUUUGCACCCAAGCGGGCAGGAAGCUCCACCAAGUGUUCAUUGUGGGAGUGCUCAAUGCCUAUAUGAGCUUCUUCGACAGUCACUACAUCGGCAACAUUGUGAACAGAGUCUCAAAGGACUUCCACACCAUUGAUGAAAACAUUCCCUUCAUUAUCUACGAGAAUCUUCGGUCGUUCUUCAUUGUGCUAUCCACGAUCGUUCUGAUCGCGUCGGUGAACUUUACCUUCUUGGUUCCCUCAUUUCUCCUUUUCGUUGUGCUGUUCUUCAUUCAGCGCUACUACAUUCCAACUGGGCGGAGCUUGAAGAGGCUGGAAGCAGCUACCAGAAGUCCGAUGAUCGGCUACAUAAACGCGUCGCUGGAAGGUCUGGCCACGGUCCAUGCAUGCCAAGAAGAGAAGCUUCUUCAGCACGAGUUCGACAGACAUCAAGACUUUUACAUUUCGGCUCACUACAUGUCGAAUUGCGCCGUUCGGGCUUUCGCCUUUUCCAUGGACAUGACCUGCAUGGCGUUCAUUUCGUACAUAGUACUGAAGUUCGCCCUUUAUCCUAAUGGAGCAAAUGCAGGAGACGUGGGUCUGGCAGUGACGCAGGCCAUGACCUUAGUAGGUCUUCUGCAAUGGGCAGUUCGCCAAGCUGCCGAAAUGGAAAACACGAUGACCUCGGUUGAACGAGUGCUGGAAUACGCGGAAACUGACCAAGAGUACAACGUGGGCUCCAUCCUGCCCGAUUGGCCCCAGUCGGGCAGUUUACGCUACGAGAACGUUUCGUUGACCUACAAAACAACCGGCGAACGCGUCUUGAAGAACAUCAGCUUCGAAAUCGGCGGAAAAGGCAAGAUUGGCAUAGUAGGCAGAACGGGGGCUGGCAAGUCGUCGAUUAUUUCCGUCCUGUUCCGGUUGUACGACUACGAGGGAACCAUCACGAUAGAUGGCGUGAACAUUAAAAGUCUGAACUUGGAGCACUUGAGGUCCCAUGUGGGGAUCAUCCCUCAAGACCCCAUCCUGUUUAGAGGGACCAUUCGCUCGAAUAUCGACCCCCUGCACCAGCACUCAGAUCAGGACAUCUGGGCGGCCAUCGAGAAAGUGCAGAUGAAGAAGUGGAUUACCAGUUUGUUCCAGGAAAUCGACGACUAUGGGCAAAACUACAGUUCUGGGCAGCGCCAGUUGAUCUGCCUGGCCAGAGCGUUGGUCUGCAGGAACCAAAUCAUCGUGCUGGACGAAGCCACGGCCAGCAUGGACGUGGAAACUGACCAGCUGCUUCAGCGGGCCAUGCAGGAUCACUUUGAGAACUGCACCGUGCUGACUAUCGCUCAUCGCAUGGCCUCCUUUCAGGCUGCCGACAAAAUCCUGGUGGUGGACGGCGGCCGAAUUGUGCAGUUCGAUAAUCCCGCCGCCCUGCUGCAGGACAAGCAGGGACUUUUUUACAAAAUGGUGCAAGACGCCGGCGGUCUUGACUUUGUAUAGACUUUGUUUUUUAUAAACUGUUUUUAGUA